This is a messenger RNA of Cotesia glomerata, 1490 nucleotides long. Its product is annotated as putative odorant receptor 59c. NCBI's taxonomy places the organism in Eukaryota, Metazoa, Arthropoda, Insecta, Hymenoptera, Braconidae. The record is from RefSeq and is a predicted model, not a curated record. Gene Ontology annotation, cellular component: plasma membrane. The coding region runs from base 234 to 1427 and encodes 397 amino acids. Gene Ontology annotation, molecular function: odorant binding; olfactory receptor activity. The transcript has 8 exons. Gene Ontology annotation, biological process: detection of chemical stimulus involved in sensory perception of smell; sensory perception of smell.
UCUAAUUUUCCGUCUAAUGUUCAAAGCCUAGUAUCGUUAGGCUUUUUUUCGAGCUAAAAUUUCGAAUCAAAAAUUCAAAUUUCGUGACUAGUUCCACCACGUCAGGCAUUAGAUACUAGGAAAAGUUGCUUCUAACAGAAUUUUAAAUGAGAUCGAUAGGCAACAAUAGACCAGUCAGUCUAGUUGACUCUUAGUCCUGUGACAACCAACUAGCAACAAAGUUUUAACUAGCCAUGGAGACUAACACUACUACUCCGUAUCAUAGAAUUAAUAAAAUUUUUCUCAGUGUUAUUGGCCAGUGGCCUCAUCAGACCAAAUUGUCCAAAUGUAUUUGUUAUAUUAUUUUAUUUUUCUUCUGUUCUACGCAAGGAUAUCUUCAGACCGCUGGAAUGAUAGCUGCAAGAGUUGACAUCGAUGUUUUUUUGGAAGCGAUUCCGACAGUAUUGGCCGAUGUUGUUUGUGCAAUAAAAAUGUUCAACUUUACUGUAAAUUUUAGCAAGAUGAAAAAAUUACUUUUGAUAAUGGAAGACGACUGGAAAACUUUUUCUUCUGGUCCCGAAAAUGACAUUCUAAAUGAAUACGCCCAUUUUGGAAGAAAAGUUACCAUUUACUACACAGGAGCUCUUUACGGAACAUUAGCACCUUUAGUAAUAGUGCCAAUCACUCCUCUGCUUCUGGAUGUAAUCGCUCCUAUGAACGAAAGUUAUCCAAAGCACUUAAUGUUCCAACAGAUAGAGUUCCUAGUAGACGCUGAAAAAUAUUUUUAUCCUCUAUUUAUCCUCAAUUACCUUGGCACCGUUGCGUUUUUGACCAUAAUUAUAGCAAUUGACACGAUGUUGAUGGUUUACAUCCAACAUGGCUGCGCUAAAUUUACAAUUCUUGGGUUGUUUUUGGACCGAAUAGCCAAAAGCGCAGAUCGAGAAAUCAGCCGCCACAAUGAUAAAUUUACGAAUGUUGACUACAAAGAUGUCGUCAAGUGCAUUGCAUUUCAUAACCGUACAAUCGAGUUCGCCAAUCUUGUCGAAGAUGCUAAUUGUGUCAGUUUCCUUUCUAUAAUUGGAAUAAAUAUAAUAAUGAUGACAACUUCGGCUUUGGUGGCUCUGUUCAAAUUCAUGAUGAAUGAAACAGAAAUAGCAGGUCGGUUUGCGUUCUUUACUUUGGGAGAAGUCUGCCAUAUUUUUUACAGCAGCUGGCAAGGGGAACUACUUUUGAAACACAGUGAAUCAAUAUUUGACCGUGCUUACCAAGCAAACUGGAUUGAUACCUCAGUGCACUCCCAAAAACUAAUGGUGCCAUUUUUGUUGAGAAGUGCCAUUCCUUGCCGAUUGACCGCAGGAAAAAUGUUCGAAAUGUCUUUAAAAACUUUCAGCGUGAUUGUAAAAACAUCAUUUUCGUACCUCACUGUGUUUGCAUCAAUGCGUGCCUAAUAUUACAAAGUUGAGUAUUAAUAACUGAAUAAUUAUAAUAAAAAUAAAUUUAGCACUUUGGAA